UCGCUCUGCUUCUUCUGGUCGAACGCCACAGCUCUCUGCCUUCUCUGUGCGCGUCGCUCAAAUCACGCCUCGUUGCCACUAAGGAUCUACCCAGAGGAUUCUAAGGAUCUAGACCCUUGACCUAAUGAAUCGAAAACAUCUACGACAGGCUCACACGACCAUGACCUAACCUCAUGACUCACCUCGCUUCUGCGACCUACCUCAACUUAACUACGCGUAUGCCAGCAAACGGCCACUUGUGUCCAUUUGUGUCCCAAAAGUCAUAGGUGAUCAUCGAUGAAUCGAUGUUUUCAAAAUUUUUUGAAAAAUCGAUGCGAAUCGACUAAGUUAACUGUCGUCUCCUUACUGUUAUUUUUGUAAUUUGUUAUUCAUUGGACAGUUUGCAUUGUUUGAGCUGCCCUUAAAGCAAAUUAGUAACGUUUCAUGAUAUUGACAAUAAACUUAUGCAUUGUUGAGCAGGUUAAGUGACGAAUGGCAAAAAUGUUUCUUAUCCGGAUAUGAUUUGGUUGAGACUAGUCUCCCUUUUCUAUACGUUGAUUUGAUCAUUAGAGUCGUCUCCUUACACCCUCCAAAGCAAAGGAAUUUGUUAUUCAUUUAACUGUUUGCAUUGUUUGAGCUGCCUUCAAGGCAAGUAAAAUAAAAGUGGACUAGGCCUAUUGGGGAUACAACUAUAAAAAAAACGCGCCAAUAACUCUACCUCAAAGGUGGUGUGGAAAAGAGUUUGGAAAUCCUGAACCGUCUGGAAAACGUCGACUGCAUGAAUAUCGGCGUGAAGUUCAUGUUCAUCAAUUCUCUGGAGCAGUGCAACUGGACCCUCAAGUGUUUCGAGUCCCCGGCAUUCUGAACUUCUGACCCGCGCCACCGGCUUCGAGGCGUUCCUGGCCAAGAGGUACUCUUCGCAGAAGCGUUACGGUUUCAUCAAUGUGUCCACCGAGAUGGGUGUAGAUUCCGUCAUCAUGGGCAUGCUUCAUCGUGGACGUCUCAACACCCAGGCCAAUGUCUGCCGCAAGCACCUUAACCUAAUCUUCAUCCAGUUCGCUGGUCUGAAGGCCGCUGAUUAUGGAUGCUAUCCAUCAAGAGUACCAUUUGGGCAUGUACUUUGAGCAUCUGAACCGGGUGACAAACAAGAACUUCCGCCUGGCUGUUGUGACCAAUCCAUCACAUCUGGAAGCCGUCAAUUCCGUCGUGCAGAGCAAGACCCGUGCCGAGCAGUUCUAUCUUGAUUUUUUUUAGCUAUUUUUGGAGAAGAAUCCAGAAAAGAGCAAAGACGCCGAGUUCAAAACGGAAACAGUGAUCCUCUGAAAGAAGAUAGAUUACUCAGUCCAGAUGCUCAUGGAGACACUCCAUGAUUACUUGACCACAUUCCCCGGUGACCUCAUAAUGGCCCUUCGAAUCCUGCGAUAUCUUUCGAUAUCUGACUCCAGUGACUGAGGAAGUAAAGCAUCGUUUCGUCGCCCUCCAGCUUUACUCGGCAGAUGGCGUCCAGCUGUGCAUCCAGAUCAUGGAGAAACUUUGCAUAUACUUCGAACACCCGGGAGAUCAAUCGCCCGCUUUGAUGACGAUCCAGGAGGGAACACUUUUUCCAGAUUAUGAUGCCCACGCUACAAAUAUUGAGGGAGCUUCUCUCUUAUGCUUUUCUGUGCCGAGAUGGCACCUAUAAGGAUCUUACAGCCAUUGAUUAUCUGGUGGAGGUCUAUUACCUGCUGUACUACUAUCCCACACGAUGUCAGGCGGGCGCUGAAUAUACUAAUCUUACCUGGCGCCGUGUGGUCGGCUUGGUCAGAUAUAUUUGAGGAUUAUGCCACGCCAGUUGUGGCUGCCCAAUCCAUGCUGCAUUCCAUGUGCAAGAAACGCAAGGCCAUGAGCACAAUUAUGCAGGUCAUCACGUCGCCGAAUGCGGACAACAAGCAAAAAGAUGGUGCUCUGCACAUGAUAGGAACGCUAGCGAAUGUCCUGCUGAAGAAGGCUCAAUACCGAGACCAAGUGGAAUCUAUGCUAACCACAUACGUUUUCCCGGAGUUCCAGAAUCCCGCCGGCCAUAUGCGGGCGCGUGCAUGUUGGGUUCUGCACUAUUUCUGCAGACUUUACCUGGCCGAGAUCAUGCGACUGACCACGAACGCCCUGCUAACGGAUAAGGAACUGCCCUUUAAAGUGGAGGCGGUCAUUGACCUGCAGAUGUUCCUCUCAUCGCAGGACGAGGCGACCCAAUCCGUUGAGGGUCAGAUUAAGGAGAUCACCAAGGAGUUGCUCACCAUUAUUCGUGAAACCGAGAACGAAGAUCUGACCAACGUGAUGCAGAAGAUCGUGUGCACCUUUACGGAGCAACUGUUGCCAGUGGCCACCGAGAUUUGCCAGCACUUGGCAACCACCUUCAGCCAGGUGCUGGAGUCCGAGGAGGGAUCCGACGAGAAGGCCAUCACCGCCAUGAGUCUGCUCAACACCAUCGAGACUCUGCUCAGAGAGGUGGAGAAGCAUCCCGACGUCCUCCUCAAUCUUCAUCCGAUUGUUAUCAAAGUGGUGGGACACAUGCCACGAGACGUGCCAGAGGAACUGAUCUACCAGGUAUUCAAGAAGGACGGCAUCGACUUCUUCAUCGACAUUAUGCCGGCUCUGCAUAACUAUGUGACUGUCGACACGCCCGCAUUCCUCUCCAAUCCCAACAGCCUGCUGGCUAUUCUGGCUGGCUGAAGAAACGAGAAUAAUAAAAUAACACAUAAAAACAAGAAA
Messenger RNA from Drosophila ananassae, 2727 nucleotides. RefSeq names its product importin-7. Lineage: Eukaryota; Metazoa; Arthropoda; Insecta; Diptera; Drosophilidae. The transcript has 4 exons. Gene Ontology annotation, cellular component: cytosol; nuclear envelope. Gene Ontology annotation, biological process: protein import into nucleus. The record is from RefSeq and is a predicted model, not a curated record. The coding region runs from base 1630 to 2688 and encodes 352 amino acids.